AUGUCUUCAAUAACAUCUUCGUCGUCUUCAUCAUCAAUAAAUGAACUUUCAUCAGAAAAUAACUUAGAAAAUUCAAAUAAUAAUAAUAAAGAAGAUGAAAUAAUAGAGUCUAAAGACAAAAAUGAAUCUAAAGAUACAAGUAAUAUAGAAAGUAUAAAUAAAUCUAAAGAUACAAAUAAUAUAGAAGAUAAUGAAAAUGCAGAAGAAGAGGACGAAGGAAAAUUAAAAUUACAAACUAAAAGAGAAAGCAUUAAAGAUGAACUUAAUUCAAAAGAUGAAAUUAAUUUAAAUGAACAAUUAAAUAAUUCGCCAUCUUCACCUUCAAGUUCAAAUUCAUCAAAUUCAUCAAAUUCACUUUCACCGUCUCCUUCAUCUUCAAAUUCGUCAAUAUCACCAUCACCAAAUGAAGAAUUAACACCAGAUGAAAAACGUCAAAGAGCUGCUGCUGAUCGUUCAAAACAAAGAAUGGAACUAAAAAACCUUAUGAAACAAAGAAAACUUAAAAAUAAUAAUAAUGAUGAUGAUGAGAUUAUUAUUUUAACACCUACCAAGAAUCAAAAUGAUUCACAACAACCAACAAUAACUAUUAAUAGUAAAGAUGAUAAAAAAAAAUAUAAAGAUGGAUUAAUAUCAGACAUUGAAUCAGAUUGUUCGAUAGAUUUGGAUGAAUUGAUUGCUCAAACAAGUGAUUUAGAUGCGGGUGGCGGUGUUAAUCUAGGCGAUGACCUUGCUAGACAUCUAACACCAUCAACUACACCUUUACGUGGCCCAUCGCCGAACUUUAAUACAGCCAGGCCUGUUAGUAUUAUAGCUGAGGAAGAAGAAAGUCUAAGUGAUACUCCACUUGAAAUUGAUAAUCAAGAAGCCGAUGACCUUUGGAAAACUUCAAAUAACGAAGAUAAUAUAUUUGAUAUUUAUUGUGGUAAAUCAGGAAUCCCAGCUGGAAUGUCAAAAUCUGCAUUUUUUGGUCAUUUCGGCAUAUCUCCAUUAACUCCAUUAUCACCUACAUCAUCACAAGCCUCAUCGACAGCAGAUCCGGAUGAAUUAUUUGAAACAAUGUCAAAUGGAUCUACUAGAUCAGCAGCAAGCACUAGUUCAAGAGGCACAAUAACUGGAAGUGGAACAAGGAAACCAUCAAAUACUUUGGGAAUAAGAGCACCGAGUAGAAUCGAUCAUUAA
Entrophospora sp. SA101 is the source of this 1179-nucleotide messenger RNA. The record is from the annotation of a GenBank genome assembly. NCBI's taxonomy places the organism in Eukaryota, Fungi, Glomeromycota, Glomeromycetes, Entrophosporales, Entrophosporaceae.